AUGGACAAUAACCCCAGAAUAGCUAUCAUCGGUGCAGGUUCCGGUGGAAUAUUUGUAGCACUCUCUUUACAACAGGGAGGUAUGAAUGAUUUCGUCAUAUUCGAGCGAGAACCAGGUGUAGGAGGAGCUAAUACUACCAAUUCAGAGGCUGUCGAUGCGAGGCGAAAGUCAUCCACCGAGGGAGACCAUCCAGCAAUAUCAUCUACUUGGAACCCUUCUACAUCAAAGUACAACCUCGUCCUAUCGAAAGGAGGCGAGCAGGUUCAGGAGAAAUGUACACACUUGAUCUCUGCCAUAGGGGCAUUCUCUACUCCUUCUAAGAUCGAUAUACCCGGUAUAGACCUAUUUAACGGUAAGAUCAUCCAGCCCAUUUACUGGCCUGAGGAAUUGGGAUUAGACGAAUUGGAGGGGAAGAAAGUUGUUGUUAUCGGGAAUGGAUGUACUGGGACCCAAUUGAUUACUGCUUUGUCCAAAAGACCUUCUAUCCAAAUAGUGGCUGUAUCAAGAAGUGUAAGAUGGUUAGUACCAAGUCCAGCAAAAGAAGGUCCACAUACGACCCAAUGGACUACAACUCAAAGAUUUCUCUAUUCUGUACCGCCUUUCCGAUGCUUAGCGAGACUCGGGGUCUAUCUAUUUAUGGAGAUGUACUGGAUCCUGUUCACGAAAGAGGAUAAAAGAUUGCCUAUAGCCAGGAAGAUUCAGAAGAAGUUCGCUACGUUCAUGUAUGAUUCCGCUCCUGAGGGACUAAAGGAUAAGAUCGUACCUGAUUUCCUAACAGGAUCACCUUUGAUGGGUUAUCUGAAUGCUCUCAAGCAACCUAACGUCACACCCAUUUGUGGUAUUCUACAACGUAUCGAAUCUGAAGGUAUCGUGUUGGGUAAUGGCAAGAGGUAUGGUGCCGACUAUAUAGUUUUGGCUACAGGUUAUAACACCGCUGCGAGUCUCAACAUCCAAGGAAGAGAAGAAUAUAACAUGACAGGCAAAAGAGAUAAUCUGGAGUACUAUCAUGGUAUGGCUAUACCUGGUUUUCCAAAUUUCUUCAGUUUACAAGGUAACAAUAGUACAGCAGGGCAUUUUAGUUCAUUAUUCCAACUUGAAGUCCAAGCUGAAUAUAUAGCUUCAUUGUUAUCUAAAUCAUCGAAAUUGGGCAACGUAGUGAUUGAGGUGAAAGAAGAUUCUACUAAGCGAUAUAAUGAGUGGAUUGACAGUAGAAUUGAUGAUACUGUAUGGGCAGAUAAACAAAGUUGGUAUCAUGCUAAUGGAGGUCAAGGUAGAGUGUUUACCCACUGGCCAGGUCCUGCUACAUUGUAUUGGUGGAUCAACAGGAAGAUCAAUUGGGAUGAUUGGGUGAUCACCAAUUGA
This is a messenger RNA of Kwoniella mangroviensis CBS 8507, 1362 nucleotides long. RefSeq lists its product as uncharacterized. The record is from RefSeq and is a predicted model, not a curated record. Gene Ontology annotation, molecular function: oxidoreductase activity. The transcript is spliced from 17 exons. The coding region runs from base 1 to 1362 and encodes 453 amino acids. Lineage: Eukaryota; Fungi; Basidiomycota; Tremellomycetes; Tremellales; Cryptococcaceae.